Molecule: messenger RNA, 1416 nt
Organism: Tetrahymena thermophila SB210
Lineage: Eukaryota; Ciliophora; Oligohymenophorea; Hymenostomatida; Tetrahymenidae
Product: PX-SNX-like domain protein
Exons: 10
Cellular component (GO): endosome
Molecular function (GO): phosphatidylinositol binding
Source: RefSeq, a predicted model, not a curated record
AUGGAUAGUGAUAACUACAAUAAUAUCAACCUCAAUGAAAAUCAGGAGGAGCAACAUGCAACUUAAAAUCCCGAUUCUGCUAAUUAAAGUUCUUAAAUAUCUUAAAGUCAAGCUUCAUACUAAAACGAUGUAGUAUCUAGCACUUAUUAAAGGGCUAGAAAAAUUUCAAGAAUUGAUUAAGAAAACCCUUUCCUCUAAAAUUUUGCUGCUGAUAUGAAUAUAUUAAUUGAAGUAACAGGAUACAAGCUUUUAGACUCAAGUAUUUCUAAGUAUGCUAUGUUUACUGUAUCAGGAAAAGAUAGAAAUGGAGACUUUGAGAUAGAACGUAGAUAUAGCGAUUUCGAUUAGUUAAGAAAAUUGAUGCUUAAAAGAUGGCCUGGUUGUUUUAUUCCUCCUCUUCCUUCUAAAAAAGCUAUUGGUAAUACAGAAUCUGGUUUUUUGAAUGAAAGAAAGAAGUAUUUGCACACUUUCUGUAACAGAAUUGCAAAGUUAGGCUAUCUCUAUUACUCUGCCGAAUUCUAACUUUUUAUUCGUCACAAGAGUAAAGAAGAAAUCUCUAAGAAAUUAUAGACUUUAGAAGAUAUCUCUGUAGUUACAAUCAUUGAAAAAUUCAAAGGACAAUUUUUUUAAUUGGCAGGAUAAGAAGUCACACCAGAAUUAUAAAACAGCAUUUAAAAAUUCUAGCAAUUUUUGAAAACCUCAAAAGAAAUCCUUAGGGAUUAAAGAACUACCAUUGAAGAGUUAACAUAAAGCAGAAAGAAUACUGACUUGGCUCUAAGAAAAUUUUAAAAAUUCACAAUUUAAAGAUAUGAAAGAGAUAUUUUAAGUGAGUACACUCUUGGUAGAAAGAGUGAUAUGAUAUACAUCAAUGAUAAUGAAAGUACAGAUAUCUAAAAAUAAAUUGAUAGCUUCGGAGAAGUCAUUGAAAUAGAACCAUUCACUUUACUUUAUGAUUUGAUUAACUUUGAAUUAAAAGACACUUAAGCCUUCUUAGAUACACUCGAAACUAAGGACUUCUAUGUACUUAGAAAGAAAAAUCUUGAAACUACUUUAAACGAAAAGAAAUCCCAGCUUUCUGACUUGAUGAAUGGUAAAAAGACUUUACGUAACAUCUUCACAAAGAAAGACCCUGAAACAUAAAAAGAAAUCUUGAAAAAUGAUAUUGCUAAUUUGGAACAAGAAAUAGUUGCAAAUAAUGAAUUAAACGAGAUAAUAAUUGGAAUUAUUGGUAUGAUUGAAAUCGAAAAAUACAAGGAAUAAAAGGCAAGAUAAUACUACGAAGUCAUGACAACUGUAUCUAAGUUAGAAUUAGAAUGUUUAGAAAAGUAAUAGAAACUCUGGUCCUUGAUCAACCAAACUGCUAAUCAAAAAUUAUAAAACUUUAACCAAAGAAAUCCUAUUAAUAAAAACUAUUGA